AGCCACGCCCGGGGGCGGGGCGCAUCCGCCGCUUCCGUCGGGCCAUGGGACCACGCAUGCUGCUGCUGUCGGCGCUGCUGCUCGGGGCUGCGUCCCGGCCGAGCCUCGCGCAGGACACGCUCUCACCGCCGUCCGCCCUCACGAACGGGAGCCGGCCGGGCGCGCCGCACAACAGCACGCGCCUGUGGCCGCCGGGCUCCCCGCUGCAGCGUUCCUUCUACGUGCUCUUGGGCUUCAGCGGCCUGGCCGUGCUCUACUUCCUCAUCCGGGCGUUUAGGUUGAAGAAACCACAGAAGAGGUAUGGCCUCCUGGCCAACACAGAGGAUCCCAUGGAAAUGGACAGCGGUGAGGAGGAGACGGUGUUUGAGACUCGCAAUCUGAGAUGAUGCUGAGAUCUGGGAGGAGGUAUUUGCAGCUGCCCUGGCAGAAGGACAGAAGCCAGUGCCAGUUCUCCCAGCUUUGGUGCCAGCCCUGAGAGCUCCUGUGGGACCUGCUCAACCUGCCUGAAGCCAUCUCAGCCCUCACCUGGACAUGACUGCCCCGGAUGCUGGGUGGAAGCCGAAGGGCCCUGAUAGCUCCCACUGAAGACUCUGAGCCCCCCUGACAGAACUAUGGCUUACCUUUCCUUAGAGGACACAGCAGCCUUGGGCUGAGGCCUGGUGGGUGGGCAGGCUGAGGGCCCUGUCUGAGUGGAUAUUCCUUCGUGCCUGGAGAUAAUAAAGGCAGUUCCACGUAGUCCCGAUCCUGGCUCACACUUGGUGGGGCAGACAGCAAAGUGGGGCUCAUUUAGGGCCUCCCUUCUCCAAUCUCACCGAGCUUGGCUGCUUUGGUCUCACCUCAGCUGUCCAGGUUAGAUGAGGAAUCUCGGAUGAUGGAUAGAUGGGGGACCCGCAUGGAGCAAGGCCUGUGGGUCAUUGUCUGAAUCUAGAGAGAACUUCACCCACUAGUCCCUAAUCAAGUGCUCCUUCCUUUCUGCCACCUGCAACCAGGAGCCCUCAAGGGUCAUGCCCUUUCGGAUCCCUGGCUCAUACCACCAGCACAUUUGGGGGUAUUUCCAAAGGAGCCCCAAGGUUGUAUUUUAUAGGUACUGGAGUGUCUUUCAGCUCGGGGACCUACUGUGCCCCACCCCCAGCAUCCUCUUGUGGAAUCAUUGAUGACUUCAACCAUAUACUGGGUACCUGAGCCCUCAUUCCAGGACCCCAAGCCCCACCCAGAGCACCUGAACCCAUAUCCUGAGCACUUGAGCCCCCAUUCUUGGCAUCUGAGUCUCAUUCCAGGCCUCAGUCUCCAUUUAUGAUGAGAGGCUUGGGGGAGUUAUUAUGUGGGCCUUCUUUUCCCUUUGAGGCCCUAUGUUGGGGCACAUUACAGCUGUGGCCAUUUACUCCCCAAGUCUGAUCGUGGGAACGGGUCGAGUCUGGUCAGCUUGUGGUCUUCCUAGUCACGGGCCAGAGCCAACAAAAUGUCAUAA
This is a messenger RNA of Talpa occidentalis (Iberian mole), 1468 nucleotides long. It is a transcript of the gene FAM174C, whose product is annotated as family with sequence similarity 174 member C. Gene Ontology annotation, cellular component: extracellular region. Lineage: Eukaryota; Metazoa; Chordata; Mammalia; Eulipotyphla; Talpidae. The record is from RefSeq and is a predicted model, not a curated record. The transcript has 3 exons. Bases 45 to 386 code for a protein of 113 amino acids.